UUUUUUUUAGUUAAAGCAUACAAAAUUUUCCAAUAUUUUAAUUUUUGCUUCCCAAGUUUUUUGGAAAUGGACAAAAUUGAUUCUUUAAUACUGCCACGUAUACUAGAAAUUAUUAGUCAAACACCAAAUUUGUGUGGGCGAGACGGUAGACAAUCUGUGUAAGGCCAUGGAAGAAUACAUGGCAAGCGAGAGCCCGGUAAAGAUGAGUUCCAGCUCUAUUCGAAGGGCAGUGAAGAAGGCUCUAGACAGAGCUCAAAGUUUGGGCAUUGUCAGUGUAGUUAUAGAAACCCUAGAACUACAGACCGAAAAGAGAGCCACAGAGGCCGUCGGCGAGGCUCCAAGAGUUAACAAUAAACGUGGCAGAUCAUCAUUAACAAAUCGCACGAAAACGAAACGGAAAGGACGCCCUGCGAAAAAGAAAUUGGGUCAGAACCGCUGGCUCAAAAACAGAAAUCGUCGUCAGGCAUCCAAAAAACGUAGAUAAAUUUGUUUUAAAGUUAUAUUAAAUUUCAAUGAUAUAAGAAAAAUUGUCCUA
Molecule: messenger RNA, 535 nt
Organism: Stomoxys calcitrans (stable fly)
Lineage: Eukaryota; Metazoa; Arthropoda; Insecta; Diptera; Muscidae
Exons: 3
Coding region: 167-484 (105 amino acids)
Source: RefSeq, a predicted model, not a curated record